This is a messenger RNA of Aspergillus oryzae RIB40, 1602 nucleotides long. Its product is annotated as cytochrome P450. Gene Ontology annotation, molecular function: heme binding; monooxygenase activity; oxidoreductase activity, acting on paired donors, with incorporation or reduction of molecular oxygen. The transcript has 4 exons. Lineage: Eukaryota; Fungi; Ascomycota; Eurotiomycetes; Eurotiales; Aspergillaceae. Bases 1 to 1602 code for a protein of 533 amino acids. The record is from RefSeq and is a predicted model, not a curated record.
AUGGACGGCGACUCUUGCCCCUCAUGUUGCUCGACCUGUACCUCGUUAAAUGUUUUUUUGUGCCCUCAUAUUCCUAUCCUUACCCUCGGUCUGCUGCUGGUGUACUACGUCACGGGAUAUCUUAAGCGGUGGCAUCUCCGUGAUAUUCCAGGACCUUUUAUCGCUGGCUUCAGCAGGAUCUGGCUUAUUGUACAGGUCCGUCAGGGGUAUCGCUCCCUGGUCGUUCACGAUUUACACAGACGGUACGGCAAGAUAGUCCGCCUGGCUCCGAACCAUAUCUCUAUUGCAGACGAGUCAGCCAUUCAAGCCAUAUAUGGACAUGGCAAUGGAUUCCUCGAGACCGACUUUUACAAUGCAUUUCUUAACGUUGAUUGGAGCAUCUUCACAACGCGUAGUCGUGCCGAACACACUCGCAAGCGCAAGAUCGUUUCUCACGCGUUCAGCGCGAGGUCUUUAGCUCAGGUCGAACAGCACGCGCACAACAAUAUGGAGCAUCUGGUCAGACAGUGGCGGAAGAUGAUUGAUUCAGAAGAAGGCCUAGAUGAUCCGUAUGCAGUGAUUGAUGCACGUGUUUGGUGCAAUUAUUUAACCUUUGAUAUCAUCGGUGAUUUGGCAUUUGGUGCACCGUUUGGAAUGUUGGAGAGGGAGAAUGCUACCGUGUCUAUGCGGAAAGCGCCAGAGAAUCCAGAAGUCACCCUGGAUGCUGUGGAAGUUCUUAAUCAUCGUGGUGAUGUCUCUGCUGCUUUUGGGAUUUGCCCGGAUCUUAUUCCCUACGCCAAGUGGUUGCCUGAUCCCUUCUUCCGCCAAGGCGCGGAGGCUAUCGCCAAUCUGGCUGGUGUAGCCGGAGCGGCAGUCGAUAGGCGUCUAAAGAUGGAUACGUCAAUGACGGAGAAACGUGGGGAUCUUCUCGCGCUUUUGAUCGACGCGGAAGACCAAGCUGGUGCAAAACUGGGUCAUCGUGAGCUCACUGGCGAGGCAGUGACCCUGAUAGCAGCUGGAUCCGAUACCAGUUCCAGCACGUUAUGUGCUCUGUUGUAUUGGGUCUCAUCCACCCCACGCGUAUUGUGGAAGCUACAGAACGUUUUGGAUGAAGUUAUUCCUGUUGACAUCGAGGUUCCAUAUCUGGCAAUGGUGAAGAAAAUCACUUAUCUCCAAUGGGUUAUCUGGGAGGCGCUGCGCAUCCACAGCACCUUUGGCCAAGGCCUUCCACGCGAGGUUCCUCCCGAGAGAGGACCCGUCGAGAUAUGCGGCCAUACUUUCUAUCCGGGUGACGUUCUCUCUGUCCCGGGAUACACUAUGCACCACUCAGCGGAUAUUUGGGGUAUUGAUGUGGAAGACUUCGUUCCAGAACGUUGGGACCCACGUCGCCUCACCCAGAGACAGAAGGACUCGUUCAUUCCUUUCAGUGAAGGUCCUCGAGCUUGCAUUGGUCGCAACCUGGCUGAGAUGGAAUUGUUUGUCGGUUGCGCAACAUUAUUCCGUUUGUUUGAAUUUCGCGUGGAGGGACAAGGGCCAUUGAAAGUUCGGGAAAGAUGGCUCCGUAAGCCUGUCAGUUUGCAGGUUGGCAUAAGGCGCAGGUACCUUGACGCACGCUCAAGUUAA